Molecule: messenger RNA, 918 nt
Organism: Geodia barretti
Lineage: Eukaryota; Metazoa; Porifera; Demospongiae; Tetractinellida; Geodiidae
Source: the annotation of a GenBank genome assembly
AUGGCACUGCAAUGGGAGCACGUCGCGGGACCAUUCAGCCGUUUGACCGAGGGGCCGGCUUGGGAUGGCGCCCGGAUGCUUUUCACCUACAUCCCAGCCAGCCGGAUCAUGGCCUACAAUCCCGAAUCCGGCGAAUGCAGCAUUUAUCGGGAGAAUACCAACCAUACCAACGGCCUGGCGUUCGACGCCGAAGGCCGCCUGUACGGUUGCUGCUCGGGCGGACGCUCCAUCGUUCGCUUCGAAUCCGAUGGCAGCACUACCACCAUUGUUGAUCGCCUGGACGGACAGCGCCUCAACACGCCCAACGACCUCGCCAUCGACCGGCAGGGGCGCAUCUGGUUCAGUAACCCCUGGAACGCUGGCAACACCGACCCCAGCGAACAGCAGGAGAUCGCGAACCGCGACAUCCUGCGCGCCGACCCCCAACCCGAUGGCAGCUACACGUGCCAGCGCAUGACCUUCGACACCACCGGAACCAACGGCCUUCUCGUCUCCCCCGAUGAGCGUAGCUUGUACAUCAUCCAGACCGACGCCGAUCCCGGUGGAGUGAGAGAACUGCGUUCUUACCCAAUCAAUGAUGACGGGACGCUGGGCCAGUACAUCGUGCUGCAUCAAUUCGGCGACGACCAUCGCGGCCCACAACGCGGCAUCGACGGCAUGUGUCUAGAUUCGGAAGGAAACAUCGUGGGGAGCGCCGGCAACUAUGCGAGCGGCCCGGGGCCAAUGAUUUACGUCUGGACUCCUCAAGGUCGCGUCCUGGAAACGUAUCCCAUGCCGGUGGGAGUCGAUAUGCCAACCAACUGUGCGUAUGGCGACGCCGACCAGAGCAGCCUGUAUGUAACGACUCUCGGCGGGCGCCUCCUGCGUUUGCGAAACACCGGCCGCCGCGGAUGGAUAAUGUGGCCGCCGGUUCGCUAG